AUGGUAGAACCACCACCUAAGAUGUUACGGGAGUAUGCAAUGCCCGAUGCUAGUUCAACCUCUGCAAGUAUAGUAAGACCUUCUGUCCAAGCUAAUAAUUUUGAACUUAAGCCUGCUUUAAUCCAUAUUGUUCAGCAAGAUCAGUUUGGUGGGUCACCUAUUGAAUGUCCAUUAGAACAUUUAGCUAAUUUUCUUGAAAAAUGUGAUACCAUUAAGAUAAAUGGUGUAAGUGAAGAUGCUAUUAGACUUAGGUUGUUUUCAUUUUCACUUAGAGAUAAGGCAAGAAAAUGGUUGUCCUCUAAAUCGUCUGAUCCUUUUACCACUUGGACUUCUUUAUCUCAAGCUUUUCUAAAUAAAUUUUUCCCAAUUGCUAAAACGGCUAAAUUGCACAAUGAUAUUACUAAUUUCACUCAAAAUGAAUUAGAGUCAUUAUAUGAGUCUUGGGAAAGGUUUAAAGAUUUGCAACACCAAUGUCCUCACCAUGGAAUACCUGAUUGGCUACUUGUGCAAACUUUUUAUAAUGGCUUAAAUCACUCUAUUAGAAGUACUAUAGAUGCUGCAGCAGGUGGUGCUGUAAUGAGUAAGACAACAGAAGAGGCUAAUAAGUUAUUAGAAGAACUUCCUUUUAAUAAUUAUGGUUGUUCUAGUGAAAGAUCAGUUGCUAAAAAGAGUACAGGGAUGUAUGAUGUGGAUGGUAUUAACAUGUUAAAUGCUAAGGUUGAUAAUUUGACUAAAAUUUUCAGUAAAAUGAGUAAUGUUAGUCUUAUUUCUAGUCCUGAUUUGUCUUGUGAUAAUUGUGGGGGUGCACAUGCCAGUAAUGAUUGUCUUAAUUUUGAACAAGCUCAAUAUGUUUCUAAUUAUAAUCGAUCACAAAAUGACCCCUACUCUAAUACUUAUAACCCUGGCUAG
Molecule: messenger RNA, 909 nt
Organism: Chenopodium quinoa (quinoa)
Lineage: Eukaryota; Viridiplantae; Streptophyta; Magnoliopsida; Caryophyllales; Amaranthaceae
Exons: 1
Coding region: 1-909 (302 amino acids)
Source: RefSeq, a predicted model, not a curated record